AUGGCUUCAGUGUCAAGGUUGGCGAGACGCAAAGAUGCCAGUCGCUGGCCGACAAUGUCGUCAACUUUCUGGGCUGUGGUGCUUCUGACAGCUCUGCUGGUUCUCUUCUGCGGCCAGCUGGCAGCGGGGACAUGUGAGAUUGUGACGCUGGACAGGGACAGCAGCCAACCACGGCGGACCAUCGCCAGGCAGACGGCCCGCUGCGCCUGUAAGAAGGGCCAGAUCGCUGGAACUACAAGAGCCAGACCUGCCUGUGUGGACGCUGGUAUUGUUCGGAAAAAGCAGUGGUGUGAGAUGGUGCCAUGUUUGGAGGACGAAGGCUGUGACCUGUUAGUCAAUAAAUCUGGCUGGACUUGUACACAGCCUGGAGGCCGAGUCAAAACCACCACGGCUCUAUGACGCGACAAGAGUCCCCCUCGACACUCUUGCACUAUGGAGAGCAUUGAUGACCCC
Anoplopoma fimbria (sablefish) is the source of this 453-nucleotide messenger RNA. It is a transcript of the gene tafa5a, whose product is annotated as TAFA chemokine like family member 5a. Gene Ontology annotation, biological process: G protein-coupled receptor signaling pathway. The transcript is spliced from 4 exons. Gene Ontology annotation, molecular function: receptor ligand activity; G protein-coupled receptor binding. Lineage: Eukaryota; Metazoa; Chordata; Actinopteri; Perciformes; Anoplopomatidae. The record is from RefSeq and is a predicted model, not a curated record. Bases 1 to 399 code for a protein of 132 amino acids.